Messenger RNA from Sitodiplosis mosellana (orange wheat blossom midge), 4232 nucleotides. RefSeq names its product diacylglycerol lipase-alpha (gene inaE). The transcript is spliced from 17 exons. Gene Ontology annotation, cellular component: postsynaptic membrane; dendrite membrane. Gene Ontology annotation, biological process: lipid metabolic process. NCBI's taxonomy places the organism in Eukaryota, Metazoa, Arthropoda, Insecta, Diptera, Cecidomyiidae. The coding region runs from base 558 to 4232 and encodes 1224 amino acids. The record is from RefSeq and is a predicted model, not a curated record.
AAUUCGUGUUAGUCGUACGAGAGCUGCACAUUGAGUAGCUUCACCUCAUUCGCACCGAAAAGAGAGUGGAAGAUUCGCUGUCGAACGCAUUCACACCGAAUACAAUAAGAAGAAGCAGAGAGAAAAAAACGAAAAAAUAUUGAAUUUCCUUCACGAUUUUUGUAGUGUUUCAAAUCAGUUAGUCAGUCAGUCAGCCAAAGACAUCAUCUAAAUGUAUACAUAAUCCGAAUGUGCUCUCUCUUUGCGCUCAACAUCAUCAUCAACGUGUGUCACGAAUGGCAAUCCAUUGUCGUGCUAUACUGUGAACAGGAUUCCCGCAUACACUGAGUAGAGUGUGUGUGGUCGUGGAGUGUGUUCUGUGAUUUUUCGUUUUUUAUUGAGACUUGGGAAACAUUUUAUAUUGCGGCAGAAAUGUCUUAUCGAAUAAUUAAUACAAAACCUCAUCGAAUCGACAUAAAUAACUAGUCGCUGUCUGGGUGAAUUGGCCGAUAGUGAAUGACAGUUUUAUUUAGUUUUUCCGAGGCAAAUUCAGCAUUAUUCAACCGCCAAUCGAAAAGAUGCCUGGUUUAAUUGUGUUUCGUCGACGAUGGUCCGUUGGUUCGGAUGAUUUGGUCGUGCCUGGGGCAUUUAUGUUCACAGUUCACUUCAUUUGGCUUAUCAUUUUGUCGUUGUCAGUUAUAUACUUAGAAUAUGAUCGGUCCAACAAACCCAUAGAGCUGUUGUUUUUCUAUAAAAUCGGAUAUAUUUGCAUACUUGUUGUUUCGAUGUGUAUAGAGCUUGGAAUAUGCAUAAUUUCAAUGCGAGGAAGCAUUUUGGAUACAACGCCAAGAGUCAACAUUCAUUAUUGGCUCUACGGCAAACUGAUUAUGAUUAUCGUUGAUGUAGCAUGGCUCACAUUGGGCGUGUAUUGGCUCAUCAAAUUCUAUAUCAUCGUUCAAAUUGGCGAAGCCAGAGAAAUUAUGCUUGGAUUAGUCAUAUGUAGCUGGGCCGUAAUGCUGAGUAUUUUGAUAACAAUUUGGUGUACGUUCGACGCAGCCGGACGUUCUUGGGUGAAAAUGAAGAAAUACCAACGGUCAAUGCGUGAGUCUGAAUCAAGAUUCAAUUAUAAACGCAGUGGUAGCAUGAAUCGCAACUGGAGACAAAGGAAAGUGAUUCGUGCUUAUCAAGACAGCUGGGAUCAUCGGUGUCGUUUACUGUUCUGCUGUAUGAGUUCAUCGGAGCGAAAUCACAAUUCAUUCGCUGACAUAGCACGAUUGCUGAGCGAUUUCUUCCGUGAGUUGGACGUUGUGCCAUCGGAUGUCGUUGCCGGUUUGGUGCUGUUGCGAAAAUUUCAAAAGCUUGAACGUCAAACCAUAGUCAGACAGAAAAAGAACGGAACUUAUGAGUUUUUGAGUGGUGUCCCAGUCAACGAACGUACACGAUUCCUUAGACUUAACGAUCCCAAAGACUACGAACAUUUUCAGAUGGUGAUACACUUUAUGCACUAUGCCCUGAGCGCAUAUGGUUGGCCUAUGUUCUUAAUGACACACUCAAAGACUGGAAUGUGUCAAUUGUGUACGAAAGUUCGAUGCUGUUGUUUCUCUUGUUGUCGCAGUAACAAAGAAACCACCGAUAUUAUCGACGAUAAUUGCUGCUACUGCAAUUAUGCGGCGAUGAAACGAAUGCUGAAAAUGACCGAAGCCGAAGUGAUUUAUACAACGUUUCACGUGGAUGUAGGUGAAACGCCAUUCUUUGUGGCCGUUGAUUAUAAGAAAGAAAAGAUUGUGGUCAGUAUUCGAGGGACGUUGAGCAUGAAGGACGUGCUCACCGAUUUAAAUGCCGAAGGAGAGGUGUUACCACUUGAACCACGUCGUGACGAUUGGGUCGGACACAAGGGAAUGGUUCAAGCUGCCGUCUAUAUACGAAAUAAAUUGGAAGACGAGAAUUUGUUGCAGCGAGCCCAACAGCAUAAUCUCGAACGGAAAACAGACCAAUUUGGAUUGGUGAUUCUCGGACAUUCACUAGGUGCUGGAACAGCGGCCAUUCUUUCGAUUUUGCUAAAACCACAAUUUCCAUCAUUGCUAUGCUAUAGCUAUUCGCCACCCGGAGGAUUACUGAGUAUGCCAGCAGUUGAGUACUCAAAGUCGUUUAUAACAUCGGUGGUCGUUGGCAAAGAUGUUGUGCCGCGCAUCGGUUUAUAUCAAAUGGAAGCACUUCGGGCUGAUUUGAUCAAUGCCAUCAAACGAAGUGUUGACCCAAAGUGGAAAACUAUCACAUGCUCGAUGAUUUGUUGUUGUAAUAUUGUGCCAACGUCGGUGCUUGAAAUGAGCAGUCAUGAUGCCCAUGUAAAUAAUUACGAACAGGAGAGAUAUUCCGCCCGCAAAGCCAGUACCCAUCCAAACGAUAGUACGAUAGCGUUGACACUGCACAAUCCACUUUAUCCGCCCGGUCGGAUAAUUCACAUCGUUCGACAUCAUCCAUCGCCCGAAGAACAAAAAUACGAGCAAGGCUGGAGACAAGUAUUGAAGACACAUGAGCCGGUCUAUCAAGCCAUCUGGGUGGAUAACAUUGAUUUCGACGAAGUGCUCAUUUCACCAGCCAUGAUCCAAGAUCAUAUGCCAGAUACAGUGCUCGCUGCGCUUAAUAAAGUUAUAACAACGCACGGCCCACGCAAGCCUCAACGUCAAUCUUCGAAUGUUAAUUUGUCAAUUGAGUCGGAUUUGAAUGAUAUGAUGAUGACGCCAAAUUCGCAACAAGUGUGCUUAGAAACAUCGUUUACAUCAUUGCAGAGUCCUGGCGUUGGUGGCGAACCAUUCCCAUUAAUUUCAUGUUCAAGCAAAGCAUCAUCGAUGGCUGGCAGUUUGUUCAGCCGUAGUCAGUUAAAUUCCAUAUUGCACUAUGAUGCGGGUAGCACACACGAUGAACACAUGAUUGGGCGCAGCACAUCAGCCGGUCCGAGCGAGGCAACCACUGUGAUAUUAGCCGAUCACUCGAAUCGAACGAAAAGUGUUGCAUUCGAUAUAAAAAGUUCAGGUCCAUCCACAACAUCACCGUCACCCAAUAUCUUCUUAAAAAGUAUUUUACAUCGACAAGCGAACGAGGCGAAAAAGAAAGCGCCCGUUGAACCGCCACCAGCGCCACCGUCCAAACGACCAACACCGCGGAAAAUUGAUUUUGUCCAAGACGAUUGGAUUGGUAUUGCACCGUUGGCCAGUCCGGAAACACUCUCCGAAAUAUCCAGCAUCAGUUCACGAACUAGUUUGGCAUUCAAUUUGGCAUCAAGCAUUGAAAACUAUUUGCAUCGGCUCGCCUCGCCACCAGCAAACCAUUUCAAUAUCGAUAAUAACGAAAAUGAUCUCAUGGAAUCUCAGCUACAUACACCGAAAGUGAUGCGCAGAGCACCGAAAAUUAUCGGCAAUCUGUCGACAUGCGCCGAUGAUUGGCAAUCCGUGGACAAGUAUAAGCGAAUGGGUAAAAUUUUCAUCACAAAUCCAGUGCCUUUGUUAAGCAGCGAUUCGAGUGGCGACAGUUUUGAGUCAACGCAUAGUCUUACGAAAAAAUCCAUGCGCUGUACAACGAAUGCCGCCAGCGAAAAUUCCAAAUCGGCCGAUAAUUUAGACAACGAUCGUACACCGAUCAGAAAUGCAUCGAUUAGUACAAAUAAGUUGACGAUGAGCGACAGUGCCAUACUGGAUGGAUGCAAUUCCAAGUGUCCGCGAUGCCCGUGCAUACGGUCAACAGUAUUGUUACGGGUACAGUGUUGCCGACGCAGCGAUCACAGUUGGUGCAUGGAAAUGCCGGAUGAGCCACAGAAUCAGACCAGCUCAAGUGACACCUAUCAUAGUGCAUUCUCAUCGUUGGCAACCAUCGAAACUUAUCCGCCACAAACCAUUUUACGGCCAUUGCCAAGUGGCGUACUUGAAUCACACUUUGAAUAUCUACCGAUUUAUACGGAUAAUACACCGAAUGAAUCCACUUCAUUGCUACCGGCGUCGAUGCGUUCACCGAAAAUCGUCAAAAAGAUGGACAAACCGGUGAACAAUGGCAACAAAAAGGAUGCCGGUUUCAAGCGAUAUGCCAACGAAUAUGAAAACGAACGGCGCACCACACGCAACGACUCUCUUCCAUUGCUAGCUAAUUUAGUCGAGCGAAGUUCACCAAAUAGCUUUAACCGACGCAGAAACCACACUGUUUAUCCAAUCACCUCAUCACCGCGAUAUUCACCAUCCAAACGUACCGAAAGCAACGUAUAA